This is a messenger RNA of Cannabis sativa, 1740 nucleotides long. Its product is annotated as sphingoid long-chain bases kinase 2, mitochondrial. Gene Ontology annotation, molecular function: kinase activity; ATP binding. The coding region runs from base 259 to 1359 and encodes 366 amino acids. The transcript has 12 exons. Gene Ontology annotation, biological process: protein insertion into mitochondrial inner membrane; phospholipid biosynthetic process; phosphorylation. The record is from RefSeq and is a predicted model, not a curated record. Lineage: Eukaryota; Viridiplantae; Streptophyta; Magnoliopsida; Rosales; Cannabaceae. Gene Ontology annotation, cellular component: TIM22 mitochondrial import inner membrane insertion complex.
UCAUUCCAAAUAAUAAUAUUAAAUAAUUAUUUGUUAAAUUCUAAAGAUUACCGAUAACAAAUGCAUUGCAAAAAUCUGCUAAUACUCAAAUCUAAUAUUUUGACGAGAUGACAGGUAAUUAACUACCUUAUUUUUAUGAAAGAAGACAUGACUUUGGAGGCGUAACCUUUGAAUUUGAUUAUCUUCUGAGAAAUCUCUGGUUUAGUCGGCAAACCACAAAAAUCCAAAAGUCACCCUGAUUCUGAAAAAAAGAAUAAGAUGAUGGGUUUUUAUCAGAUAGCAUUGGGAGGUGGAGGAGUUCAUGGAGUUGGUGUUUCAAUGGCCAAAUCUUGCCUCAUGAACGCAGAGCAACCCACAGUUCCUGAUCUCUCUACUGAACGUUCCAUUUUAGGAAGUGGGUCCUCCUUUUCUCGCCGCCGCGACCUUGUUUUCAUCGUUAAUCCUCGAGGUGCAAAUGGCAGGACAGGGAAGGAAUGGAAAAAGCUGCUUCCAUAUCUAAGGUCUCGACUCGGUUCAAAUUGUAAUAUAAGUGAAUCAUUGACUUCAGGCCCUUCUCAUGCAAUUGACAUAACAAGAGAGGCUAUUAGAGAAGGUGCAGAUGCUGUUAUCGCAGUUGGAGGAGAUGGAACUCUUCAUGAGGUUGUUAAUGGAUUCUUCUGGGCUGGAAAAGCUGUCACUAAUCAUGACAGAGAAGCCACACAUUCAACUGCACUUGGUCUGAUUCCCUUAGGAACAGGUUCUGAUUUUGCCAGAACACUUAGCUGGCCAAACAAUCCUGCUGAGGCCAUUGAACGAAUAUAUAGAGGACACAGGUCACGAAUAGAUAUUGGUGUCAUUGAUGGAGAAAAAGGAGAAUCCCAUUACUUCUUGAAUGUUGCUGAUAUUCAUUUGAGUGCAAAAGCAGGAUUUUUUGCCUCAAGAUACAAGAAAUUUGGAAACUUGUGCUAUGUUAUUGGUGCUUUGCAAGCCUUUAUUGGGCACCGUAAUCAGGACCUCAGAAUCAAGGUUAAUGAAGGUGAGUGGCAAACAUAUCCUCAAGUGACAGCCCUUUGCAUUGGUAAUGGAAAGUAUUUUGGUGGCGGCAUGAAAAUUACACCAAAUGCUGAUCCAUCUAGUGGUGAUUUUGAGGUAGUGAUUCUUCAAGAUUUUAAGUGGUAUGACUUUGUUCUCAAACUACAUAAGCUAUACAAUGGCACACAUUUAUCAGUAACAAACGUUUCUUCAAUAAGGGUGCACUCCAUCGAAGUGGAAGACAUUUCAGGAAGUGGAAGCAUAUUUGUUCAGUCGGAUGGAGAGCAUCUCGGGUUCCUGCCGAGGAAGUUUGGCAUAAUACCGGCUGCUAUCGAGAUGAUAUGCUGAGGUUAAAUUCAGAACUUGUAGUUUUUCAGUGCUGGCUUACACCCUAUGGAUGAGCAGUUUGGAAAAGACGUAAACAGAGAAAAAGCACCAUCGUUUGGGGUAGAAGAAGAUAUUGGAGGGUUUUAGGCUUCUUGGGAGGACUCUUGUGCAUAUUUAUUUGGGAAAAGGAAAGAGAUGUUGUCAUUUUUUUUUUCUUCUUCUUUUUGCUGAAGAGAAAAGAUUAUGAUCUUUAAGCAUUUCCUUCAGGUUUUGAACUAUAUGGUAGUGUCUCUUUCAUUUUUUUGUACGGCAUUUCUUUUUAACAAGAACAAAGGAAAAGGUAGACGAUUAUUCUUUAUUCAUUUUAUGAAAGGGAAUAGAGGAUUAUUCCAUUCAUUAGAA